AUGUCAAACGCGUCCACCACCGAAUUAGAUCGUUCAGCUACUGUUGUCCGCGUUAAUGAUGAGCGUUUCAAUAUCCAGUCUCCCCAGCGGAAGAUCCUUCUUCGCCAACUCAACAGAGCUCUUUUCGAACAACAAGUCCCCUCCCCAUUCUGGGCCGUUCUCCAGGUGUGCGAUAUCGAGAAGCUUGAGUACAUCGUACAGCUCGCCAACUUGUCAAUGAAACUCAUGCAUACCGUUUCUGAUCUCAUUUGUGCUCUCCCAUUCAAAUGGACGGCAACUCCAUCUGCCGCCCAACAGCUCGAAUCAGCAUACUCAACCCCGACUUCGGGUUCGAGUUUCAGUUCGCGGCCACGUGCUUCCCCAGUUGCAAUCUAUGCCGCCCGAGAGCGAGAUGGAUACAAGUGUGUCAUCACAGGCACCCGCAAGCUCUACCAAACCACCCCGAUCUUCCCAGCUAGUGCAGCCAGCUCCCGCUUGCAGGAUGACCCGGAUUCUCCUAGCCUUUGGAGGUUUGCAGAUGUGUUCUGGGGAAAGAGUACAACUGAAAGGUGGAAACGAGCCGUCUUCAGUGACCCAACUCAGCCCGACAGUCCUGUCAAUGAUUGCUCCAAUCUGAUCUGCCUUCGCAGAGACCUUCGGUCUGCAUGGUCGAGUGGAUUGUUCGCUCUGCGUCCCGUCUGGGUCUCGGAGGAUAUGACUGAAAUGGAAAUCGAGUUCUAUUGGCAACCAAAGCCAGACCACAAGCUUUACGACGUGGUUGAUGUGUCCAAGGAGCCUAUAUCUAGCAAGAACGUCAACAGCGUGGAUCGAUUGAUCGUGGCGGUAGGAAAGCGAGGUGAACCAACAUAUCGUGCCAUUGAGUCCGGCUACCGAUUUAGAAUGACAACGGACGACCCCGUCCUUCGACCGCUUCCGAGUUUCGACUUGCUGGACAUGCAGUGGCAUUUCACCCGACUGACCUCCUUAUCCGCCGUGGCUAGUUUCUUCGAUGCUGAUGAUGAUGAAGACAGCGUCAGAUCAGAGGACAGCGUUAGAUCAGACACGACGACUACACAACCGGAGCACCGCGGCCGACCGGAGUAUCACCCUCUGCAUGCCAACCCUCCCAGCGCCCACAUACUGGCCUGGGUUAAAUCUUCACUUUCAUCUGGUUCCCCGCCCGAGUCAGAGCAACGCAACCGACCGGAGCGUGAUCCUCUGCGUUCUUCUCCAAGCUCCCACAUUCUGGCUUGGGUCAAAUCUUCUCUUUCACCUCCCGAGCCAGAGUUUGUCGAGGAUAUCGAUGAAUCCAUGAUGGAUGAAGCGAUGAUUGGCGCUCUGCCAGGGUCCGACACCAACGGCUUGCGCAGUGUUAGCCAGACUUCGAAGGAUUCCGAGUCGGCGGGUUCGGCGGAUUCAGGAGAUUCGGAAGCCAGCGUGAUGAUUGAUGUGAUUUCCGGAACUGGCCAUCUAUCUCUUGACUUCAGUCGCGACAGUUAA
This is a messenger RNA of Penicillium psychrosexuale, 1479 nucleotides long. RefSeq names its product HNH endonuclease signature motif containing protein. Bases 1 to 1479 code for a protein of 492 amino acids. The record is from RefSeq and is a predicted model, not a curated record. The transcript has a single exon. NCBI's taxonomy places the organism in Eukaryota, Fungi, Ascomycota, Eurotiomycetes, Eurotiales, Aspergillaceae.